AUGAAUAGACAAACACCAACAGUCCGCACAACCAUCAACCCAUUUCUUAUGAUGCCAUCCACGCCAAAGCGAGAACAAAUUAUCGACGGUGGCAAGCGAAAACGCAUGUUUGACCUAGACCGCCUUUAUGCGCCCUCUCUCACAUCCACCAGCACUGCUGGAACCAAGCGAAGAAUUCUUAUUGACGGAGCAAGAACUCCCACUUUUGAAGCUGGUCUUGAACGGAUGCGUCGAGGAGAUGCCUUGAAUAGACUUCGAAUGCUUCAAAAAGAGAGCGAAAAGGUACAGAAGGAAUCACAAAAUGCUGAGAAGACUGAUGAGUCGACCCACUCUGGAAGCAUUCCAAAUCUCGCCGGUCGCAGGUUACCAAAGAGGAACAGCAGCUUUGCCCAUUCUGCUUAG
Molecule: messenger RNA, 402 nt
Organism: Cylindrotheca closterium
Lineage: Eukaryota; Bacillariophyta; Bacillariophyceae; Bacillariales; Bacillariaceae
Source: the annotation of a GenBank genome assembly